Molecule: messenger RNA, 1713 nt
Organism: Pocillopora verrucosa
Lineage: Eukaryota; Metazoa; Cnidaria; Anthozoa; Scleractinia; Pocilloporidae
Source: RefSeq, a predicted model, not a curated record
UUAAAGUAUGGCGGUUCUUAGGAAAAAAGGAAAGUCACAGUGGAAAUAUUUAAAUGUGCAAUUCGUAAUCGAAUGGAUAAAAAUACUGUUGUUUGAUCCAAGUAAGACCUGGGUGGUGGGCCUUGUUCUUUUGUUUGCAGAGAUUGUGGUAAAUGUUAUGGUCAUCUGGAAAAUCAAAUAUACAGAGAUAGAUUGGGAAGCAUACAUGGAAGAAGUUGAGGGAGUUAUAAAUGGAACAUAUGAUUACAGAUUCCUGAAAGGAGCAACAGGUCCAUUGGUUUAUCCAGCAGGAUUUGUCUACCUCUUUGCUGGAUUGUAUUAUCUUACUGGUCAUGGAACAGACAUCAAGACUGCACAGUACAUUUUUGCUGUUCUAUAUAUACUCACCCUAGUGAGUGUAUUUGCAAUUUAUCAAAAAACCUCUUCUGUUCCACCAUAUGCCUUCUUCUUCAUGUGUUGCACAUCGUAUAGAAUCCACUCAAUUUUCAUUCUUCGUCUUUUCAAUGACCCUGUGGCAAUGUUUCUCCUCUAUGUCGCAGUCAACUGCUUUCUGCAUGACAGAUGGAAUUUAGGAUGCAUUAUAUUCAGCCUGGCUGUGAGUGUGAAGAUGAACGUUCUCCUCUUUGCUCCUGGUCUGUUGCUGCUCUUGUUACAAACCUUCGGAGUUUGGUGGACAGUGCCCAGACUUGCUCUAUGUGCUUUGAUUCAACUUGUUCUUGGCCUUCCUUUUCUAUUGGAUAAUCCCAUCAGUUACAUCACUAUGGCUUUCAACUUGGGCCGGCAGUUUAUAUUCAAGUGGACUGUUAAUUGGAGAUUUUUACCAGAGUGGCUUUUUCUGAAUCGUUAUUUUCAUGUUGGUCUUCUCUUGUGUCACAUUACACUUUUGAUUUUAUUUUACUUAUACAAGUGGACAAGAAAAUCAGAAUCUUUACAGAGUUAUUUAAGAACAUCUUUUCAAGGAGAAGCUCUAACUUCUAAUCAGAUUGUUUAUGUGUUAUUUGUGUCUAAUUUCAUCGGCAUGACCUUUUCUCGGUCGCUUCAUUACCAAUUUUAUGUGUGGUAUUUUCACACUCUUUUGUUCCUGUUGUGGAAGACCAAUCUAUGGAUAUCGGCCAGGCUCCUUAUUCUUGGGGUCAUAGAGCUGUGUUGGAAUACGUACCCAUCUACUGUGAUAAGCUCCAUAUCCUUACACAUCUGUCACGCCGCAAUCUUAGGGGCCCUGUGGCACGCUGAACCUUUAUUUACAAAGAAAACCGGCUCCAGGGAAGAAAACAAGAAAGAGUGAAUGUUUCAAAUGUUUGUAAAAUGAAAAAUAAUCAACUCUGUCGGUUUUUGACGAGAAAUGAUGAAUCCUUCCUGAUGAAAGUAAUUUGAAAUAGAGAUACGUUAAUAUAACUUUUUUUGUAGUAGUACUGAAUACAAAUUUAAUAGAAAGUAACAUGUCUACCAGAAUUCGAUUGUUUGAUUCUUUUGUGAAUUUUAAGCAAACCACAUUUCUAGCAAGAACAUGACUGCAGAGCCCAAUAAGCCCAGUAAACGCGUUUCUCCAGAAAGCUGAAAACAUAACAGGAAACCAUGAUUCGUUUCUCUUUCAACGUUCAAAAUUCGAUAGUUUAUCUCUUUUAAAAGGUAGGAUUCACUUCUACCAAGAAAAACGUCCUGGCUAAAGGUGAAUCUGGUUGUGGAGAAGAAAUAAACAGAUAUUUUUGACGA